UCCGAGCGGAGCUGGUUGAGCGCUCAAAGUCCCUCUUGCCUCGCGCGCUGGCUUUGGUCGGGGGGGCGGGAGGGGGGUCCCUGGCUUGCUCUGUUGGUAUCAAUACAAAAGAGGGAGCCGAGCGCAGCGCAGCGAGACGGAGGGAGCUUCCUGCUGAAUCAGGGACAUGGACAUGAAGAAGAGGAUCCACUUAGAGCUGCGGAACAGGACGCCCUCCGACGUUAAAGAACUUGUUCUUGACAACUGUAGGUCAGAUGAAGGCAAAAUUGAAGGCCUGACAGAUCAAUUUGAAGAGCUGGAAUUCUUAAGUACAAUCAACGUAGGCCUCACCUCAGUUGCAAACUUACCAAAGUUAAACAAACUUAAGAAGCUCGAGUUAAGCGACAACAGAAUCUCAGGAGGGCUGGAAGUAUUGGCAGAAAAAUGUCCGAACCUCACGCACCUAAACCUAAGUGGCAACAAGAUAAAGGAUCUCAGUACAAUAGAACCUCUGGAAAAGUUAGAAAACCUGAAGAGUUUAGAUCUUUUCAACUGUGAGGUAACUAACUUGAACGACUACAGAGACAAUGUCUUCAAGCUUCUCCCGCAACUCACGUAUCUGGAUGGCUACGACCGGGAUGAUAAGGAAGCCCCUGACUCAGAUGCCGAGGGCUAUGUGGAAGGCCUCGACGACGAAGAUGAAGAUGAAGAUGAAGAGGAAUAUGAUGAAGAUGCUCAGGUAGUGGAAGAUGAGGAAGAUGAGGAUGAGGAAGAGGAAGGAGAAGAGGAGGAUGUAAGCGGGGAAGAGGAGGAGGACGAAGAAGGUUAUAAUGAUGGUGAAGUAGAUGAUGAAGAGGAGGAUGAAGAAGCUGAGGAAGAAAGGGGGCAGAAGAGAAAGCGAGAAGCUGAUGAUGAAGGAGAAGAUGAUUAAACUCAAAAUCUAUAUGGAGGGGGGGACAAAUUUCCUAUUGUGAUUUGACUAUUUCUACCCUGUAUUUCACCUCACCCCUCCCCGGAGUGGGACGUUGCUGUGGGAUUGAGAGGGAAAGGCAUCAUUGGUGGGCAAGGGAAUUAAAACAUCAUUUAAAAAAAUACUGCCACUCCUACCUUUUGUUUCUGAAGAAUUUCCUUUUGUGUCCGUUAUUUCUGUUAAGGCAAUAGCAAACAUAAAGCAAGUGGUGAAUUUGUGUCUUCUUGGAGUGGAUCGUUCUGGAUACUUUUGGUUGUUUUUGUGUUAUUGUUUUUUAAAAGAUGGGCAAGUAAAUUUCCGUAUGUGAUGCAAAAGCCGUCUGAAUGGAGAUGGUGGCGAGAACUUUUGGGUCCUUAGAAUCAAUGGCUUUUGCCAGUCUCUGAGCAUAUUGUAAGAUUUUUUUCUUCUCUUCUGGAUGCAGCAGGUUUUUGCAGUGAAAGCAUUCCAGCCACAGCAGCGGGGGGUGCAAACAGCAUCUUGAUAAAGUGUUUUCUUUGUUGCCUGUUUGUGAAUGGCUGCCGUUCCCAGAAAAGACAAAAACACAACUACCCUCCUUUCACUUCCUGUAGGUACCUUUUUACUUUUGCUGUUUGUAAAUAGUGACCAAAUACGUAAUCUCCCCCCCCCCCCCGGCUCUCCAUCCCUUUUUAAGUUGGUUUGUGGGGGGUGACUUCGUAAAUCUUCUCUUGUAGCUUUCCCACACACUUGUUAAUUUUUAAAAAAAUCUUUUAGAGCACAAACCACUGGGGAAGUUCUCCUUGAGCAAGAGAUGCAUGGUAGGUCUCUUGCUUGGCUCCUGUUCCCCGCUGGCUUGUGCCCUUGCUUGAUUUCAGGUAUAUGGAAAAGUUCUCUGUAAACGGCAGUCAUUGAAAUAUAUAUAUAUAUAUAUAUAUAUAUAUAUAUAUAUAAAGUGUUCCUAAUUUCCUGAGUUAACUGGUGAAAUGAAUUUGACAGUUGUAAUAAAAAAGAAAAUGUUUGAACCCUUUUAAAUAAGGUGUGUACUAUUUUGGUCUGUAAAAUAUUAUAUAUAUAAAUAUAUUAACACCUCCUUGAUAAUAAGUGAUGAGAAUCUGUUUCCACUUGUGCUCUGUAAUACUCUGAAGAUUUUUACAAACCUUUAAAUAUCGGAGGGGACCGAAAUGCCGCUGCAUGUUUAGCCUAGGCUGGUGUCCUUUCCUACACGCAAGCAUGGAAUGCUAAUUACAAAAGUUGUAUUUUCUUACCAUGUUGCGAAGUCAUUUAAACUGACUGCAACGUUCCUAGUUGAAUGUACAGUUUUAAUUUCAUAUCCCUCUUUAAAAUAGUUAGAAGUGACUUGUAUUUCCUAGUCAAUAUCUCACCUGUGUAUAAAAAAGCAAAACAAAAAAAAUAUUGCAACCUUCUCUUUUGCUCCCCAAAGAGCCAAACUUUUUCAGUUUUCUGUCUUGUUUGCCAUUGAUGAAUUUCAAUAAAUCUUUUUAUACAA
Molecule: messenger RNA, 2414 nt
Organism: Rhineura floridana
Lineage: Eukaryota; Metazoa; Chordata; Lepidosauria; Squamata; Rhineuridae
Gene: ANP32A
Product: acidic nuclear phosphoprotein 32 family member A
Exons: 7
Coding region: 167-910 (247 amino acids)
Biological process (GO): nucleocytoplasmic transport; regulation of apoptotic process
Cellular component (GO): nucleus; perinuclear region of cytoplasm
Molecular function (GO): histone binding
Source: RefSeq, a predicted model, not a curated record